Messenger RNA from Populus trichocarpa (black cottonwood), 834 nucleotides. RefSeq lists its product as uncharacterized. The transcript has 4 exons. Gene Ontology annotation, molecular function: nucleic acid binding. Gene Ontology annotation, biological process: DNA integration. Bases 1 to 834 code for a protein of 277 amino acids. NCBI's taxonomy places the organism in Eukaryota, Viridiplantae, Streptophyta, Magnoliopsida, Malpighiales, Salicaceae. The record is from RefSeq and is a predicted model, not a curated record.
AUGGAGGAAAUUACAAGGUCUUGGCAAGAAGAUCCACAUUUACUAACUGUCAUUCAAGACCUGAAAACCACUCCAGGGUCACAUCCUUAUUACACUUGGGUCAAUGGCCACUUAAAUAGGAAGGGUAAGAUUGUGGUAGGACGUGAUUUAGAACUACAAUCCUGGUUGAUUUCAUUAUAUCACAACUCAGUUGUAGGAGGCCAUUCAGGAGUUACUGCCACUACGAAGAGGGUGGGAAACACACCAAGGCUACUACAACCCCUACCCAUUCCCCAUGCUCCAUUCAUUGACAUCAAUAUGGAUUUCAUCGAGGAGCUACCUAAAUCUGAAGGGAAGGAUGUCAUCAUAGUAAUAGUAGACCGUUUCAGCAAAUACGCUCAUUUUAUGAGCCUCAUCCAUCCAUAUUCAGCACCUACCAUGGCUAAUAUAUUCAUGGACAAUGUGUGCAAACUACAUGGCCUGCCAACAUCAAUAGUCAGUGAUAGGGAUCCAGUGUUUUUGAGCAAAUUCUGGAAGGAGAUGUUCAGUAUCCAAGGGAUGUAUGACUGGGGACAACCUAAAUCAGUGGGCAAGAUGGUUGUCAUUGGCCAAAUGGUGGUACAAUACGAAUUUCCAUUCUUCAACCCAGCUAACUCCCUACGAGGCAUUGGCCUCUCACCUGCAAAUGCUACCUGGGAGUUUGCGGACGAAAUAACGUGUUUUCCCGACUUUAACCUUGAGGACAGGGUGGUUUUAAUUGGGGAAGACUUGUCACAUGCCGCAAAUACUAACAUAACAGGAGAUGAUGAACAAGCAUUGACAGGAGAUGAAGAACGAGCACGAACAGAGGGUUAA